AUGUAUUUCAAAAUGACUAUGGCUCAAGGAAGGAAGAAACAGAAGCUUGCCAAAGAGAGAGCCGGGCUUUCCAAGCUGCCUGAUCUGAAAGAUGCUGAAGCAGUUCAGAAGUUUUUUCUUGAGGAGAUUCAGCUUGGAGAGGAGCUACUAGCUCAAGGUGAAUAUGAGAAAGGCGUUGAUCAUUUGACCAAUGCUAUUGCUGUGUGUGGACAGCCGCAGCAGCUAUUGCAAGUUCUACAGCAGACUCUUCCUCCGCCAGUGUUUCAAAUGCUUCUAACUAAGCUCCCUACAAUAAGCCAGAGAAUUGUAAGUGCACAGUGCUUGGCUGAAGAUGAUGUUGAAUGAGGUCACACCACAACAGGGGGAAAAAGUGUUUUCUUACCCCAGAAGAUGAGCAUCAGUAGGGGGGAUAAAGGGGCAAACAUAGUAGUUAAUGGACUGUGUACCACACUGGGUUCUACCAGAGUUAAAAUUAACUUUGUGUAGGUGGGUUUCGCAGGAUUUUAUUUAUUAUCCCAGUGAAAAGUGUAUUUUGAUAAGAAUUCAUUUUAUAAAUACACUGUAUUGAGUUAUCAAAGUAUCACUAACUUCAUUAUUAUUAAAAUAUGCAGUUGUAAUGUUGUAUAUAUGAAGACAUAAAACUACGACCUAUUAAAAACCCAAUGCUCGUUUUUGAAAAAACAAAGUUAUGGCAAUAAAGAUUUAUCCGCACUUGUGUGUUCCUAUAGUACUACUUUAAAUUUCAAAACCUUUGGGUGUCAGAGCAAACAAUCUAAAAUUGAGAUAGCGUUAAAAUUUAUCUUUAAUGUUAUGGCUGGUCUUCCAGUGCUUUUAAUAAUUAAAUUUAAAACCUUGUGUAAUUUCCUGACAGAAAUAGAGAUGUGAUCAUUUAAACAGUAGCUGUUCACUUUAAAUAGAGAUGCAAAAACAGAAUGCUGAUAGGUGACUGGCUGCAGAGAGAAUGACAAAUCUAUUUCUGUCAGGACCAGAAACAGCUGUAGUGAUGCAAUUCAAAACCACAUCUCUCAAACAUGAAAGCUCUAUUAAUGCAGAUGUUUCCGAAAUAAAGGUAUUUGGAAUAGAACCUUGGACAGAUUUUAAAGGUACAGAAGUUUUCCAUGAAGCUUGAAAUCUUUUGUAAGGCAGGCAGAUAACACUUUGGUCCCUAGUCUUCGAAGCCAUAGAAAAUAGUUGUUAACAAUUUUGGCAUUUGCCUUAAAAAAAUCUCUGUGCUGAGGCAAGUAACAAAGGUAAGAUGACGAUAUCCCCAGGCUAAGCUUGCUAAAGAUAAUAGAUUUAGAAAGGUGUCAUAAAAUUUCAGUAUAGCGUGAUAUUGUAAACUUGAACCUACCUAAGUUUUCCUUUGUCAGUGAAAAGGAGGCAAGUAACAUACUGAGUCCUAUUUUUUGUGGAAGAAGCAUUCUUUUGAAAGCAAAUUUUCCUAAAUUUCUGAACUUAAAGCGGACUGGCUUCUACUGUUUUCUGGUUUUGUGCUGUUGCCAUAGAUGUGGCAGAGGAAGCAAUUAAAAAUUCAGCUUUAUGUUUUUGGCAUGGUCACUUGCAUUGACUUCAGGAGAAGAAAGGAAGAGAAUGCUUCAAGAUGUCUGUCUCUCAGACAAGGGGAUAUUUUGUGCUAAUGAUGCCAAUACGUUGUUAAUAAGGUACUAUAUGGCCUUCCUAGUCCAAACAGAAGUGAGAUACUCUGAGAGAACAUUAGCCUACAUUCCCAUUUCAGCGGCCUAGUAAAGCCUUCUACAAAGGCAGAUUCUUUCAAACUGUAGGUAUCAAUGUAUCAGAAAUUGCCUUGCACAGAACGAGAUGUGAAGUGGAUAGUUUGUGGUCACCUAGCAAUCAAAUACUUGAAUUUGGGAGUACAAGUGGCUCUUACUGAGUCAAUCUGUUUAGACCGUUGGAUUUGCCAUGGAGUGGUUAUUUCCCCCUUAACCUCUUAAAGAUGCAAAUUUCCCAAGAUUUGAGGUGCUGUUGCAUCUUUAUGUAAUGGGACAAAUACGGAAGUUAAUGGUUGGUAUGAACAAAAAUUUCUUGAAGAGCUGGCUGUAGUUUAGUGUUUGCCUUGCUCAGGUAGCGUAGGGCAAAAGUUAAAUUCAGUAGCCAUAAUUUUCGUGUGGCAAUGGCUGGUUUGCUCUUUUCCUUUUAACUUACUUUAGAAAGACAAAGCUAUUCUGCACCUAGAAUAUUGAGUUAAAAUUACUUUGAAGUUGCAGAAGGCUGUUAUGUUUAGGGGGUGCAGUUGGGUCUAUUUGCAGGAGUUUGCCUUUUACUUUUUAGUCUUGAGGGUUCAUUUGGAAGAAUUUCACAGAUUAUGCUGAUAAAAUUGCCCCUAUAUUCACCUGCUGUCCUUUGUGUUAUUCAUUUUAGUAUAAUAUCUCUUUAGCUCAACUUUAAACCCAUUUUUAAGCAUAAGGUAAAUGAAACCUGCUUUCUCCCUCUGUGCCUUUAAAAAAAAAAAAAAAAACCCAAAACAACAAAAGACAAAAAUAGCACCCUUCUAUUAUACUGGAGUUUGUAAGAUUUCCUUGGUAUAAUGAUGCUGAUUUGAAUUCACAUUUGAGCUUACAGCGAAGGUUCCCCUGAACUAAAUAUUUUUUGGAAACCAAAAUUCUUCAAUUCUUCUUCUUAUUCAAUUCUUCUGAUUUUGUUGGAGGACUCGGUGAUAGUCUGAUUAUGUCUACAAAUGUCUUUUGCUUUAAUUAACCUCAUAGACACCUGUGUUAGUCUAAACUUAAGUUACUUUUCUUGAUCUUAUAAAGUUAGAUGCAAAUGAAUUUUUAGAUAGCAUAGGCUUAAAUGAAACCUUAAAAAGUGCAAAUGCAUUCUUAUAUUUGAUAAUUCUUUUAAAUAGUACCUAGUUAGUAUGCUAGUGAUACCUGAUGCCUGUUUUAGCUUCAGCUAAUAGGGUGGGAAUCUUGAAUCCUUUUAAGAAGGUUUAGAAUUUUUUUCCAAAAUCUCCUGAUGAAGUUAAUACUUUACAAACCUGAAUCUUGAAGAUGCUGUUUAGAAUGGGAAUUUGCUGCUGCUCCGACAAUGGCAGCCUGCUACCAGUGUAGCUAGCGUGCGCAGCCCAUAGAUGUACGAAGCCAUAAUUUAGAACUAAUUUCAGACGUAAGCAACGUGCAGGUGAUCAGAAGUGCAGUGAUAAUGAUAGAUGCUGUUCCAUCAAUAGGCCUUAGCUUUAAUACCGUAUUUUUACUUGUGCAGAUUAAAAAAUGGUGAAAGUGAGCUAUACCCAGUUGUGGAUUUAGCUGCUCAUGAGCUCACAGCUACUGGUCAGUUAUAUCUGUAAUCUUACUUUACUGCAGGUAAAACUGCUCUUCCUUUCCCCCAGAAAGAGCCAUUCUGCAUUUUCUGCCGCUGCAUACCCCUUCCAAGAACGAGGCUCUUGUUUUCAGUGUGUAUGACCACUAAGAGGAUUUCACAUAAAGGAAAUCAUGUUUGGAAGUCUCCUGUCGUCAGUUUUGAGCUUCUCAGGCAGCUUUUAUAAUUAAGCAACAGGUAAUUUCGUGAUCAUGCAGGACUACCUUUGUUUAAUUUCUCACCACUAUGCUUUCUAGAUAAAGGGGUCUAAUCCAAAACGAGAGGGUGGUCAGGCACUUACUGAAUUGUCUGGCAUUAAUUUCCUUACCCUAGGGAAUGACGGAAUAUUAUUUUUGCCCUUAACUUGAAACGUGGAGGAGUCCCAGCCCACCUGUGUAGGAGGUGAGCCAUCAUCAAAGCGUAACUCAAGCAGUUUAUACACCCAGAGGAAUCUAAAGUUUGAUGUGUGCAUAUGUUUGUGGCAUAUUUAAAGGCCCUUAGGCUGAGGAGUGACCUUAUGUGACCAUUGUGUUAAAAGUAAUAGGAGUUAAACUUCAAGUGAAUCUUUGGAGUGGUCACUAAGUGCUUUCAGUGAGUGUUUGUUUAAAGGCGUUAGUGUCCUAUGCACCCAGCCUGCUGAAUGUGUGUUUUGUUUUGUUUUGUUUUUUUAAGAUGCAACUAUAAAAAGGGCUGAUGUGAAGAAGAUCAAUUCCUCAAGGCUUUUGUUGUACCCAAAUCUUGCUUUGAUUUUAAGAUUGUGUGUUUACACUGACCAGUAUGGUCUCCUUAACACAGCGAACAAAGAAGUCUAUGCACACAGCAGUCAGAUCUGACCAGAAGUCUUUCAUGCAGAGGGCUAAAACUUGUACUUAAUUCAUAAGGACUGGGCUGGCUUUCAUCAUAGGCACCGAGGAACUUCUGUUCUCUGAAGGCAGAAUUUGCUGUGUCCCAACUGUGUAAAUGUGAGUGAAGUCAGAAAACAGCUGCCUCUGGAGUGAUAUUGCUGUACCAAACUGGAACUAGAUGAUGGUUAUUUUUUUUCAAAGUCCGUUGGUUUCCAUCUGUGCUUAAGAAGAAAAUCAGGUUUCUCACUUCCUUCCCUGCAGUAGGGGCUUAACUUUGUUAUAGAGCUUAUAGGUGCCAUUUUUAUAGAACUGUAUACUGGACAUCUUUCAGUAAGGUCACUACCUGCUGCAGCAUAAUCGUCAUGAAAUCUAGAAGCCCUCUGCUCUAUGAGCUUUUGACUUGAGGUGUAUAGUUCCAAUUCCUGUUGUGUAAAGGUUUGGCGUUGAUAAUGGGUUGACAGAUGCACGUCCUCUUGCAGCCCUCACUCACAAAUACCUCGUUUCCCUUACAACCUGAGGAUAUUCUUGGCUGUUUAUCUUUGGGGGGAUAGGACAUCUGUUAGUGUUCACCCACUAUGUGGUAGCUGCUGAAUGGAGGAACGUUGUUAGGGCUAGUACAGCGUUGUUAGAGCCUGUAAAUCUAUCCAGAUGUUCCAUGCUGCAAAGACAGUUAUGAGUAGUUUUCAAGUGUGACAUUUCUACUGUUUGUGGAGGCAGAAGACAGCUGAAGUCAAGUAGUUCUUCCUCUUUCCACAACUUGAGUCUUGCAACUGUGAAAAAUGGAUUUGGUCACCCAUCAAGUAUCAUUUGAUUGAGCAGGUUUUAGUCUAAACAGCAGAGGGCAGUUUUGCACAUAUGUUCUGUGCAAGCUCAUCCUGCCAAAUUCUAAAUUUUAGAGAGUCUUGUCUAGUGGGGAGAUGCAAUGCAGCAUUUUGUGCAGACAGAUUUGGUACAAUUCAUGAGACAGGCUAGA
Struthio camelus australis is the source of this 5133-nucleotide messenger RNA. The record is from RefSeq and is a predicted model, not a curated record. Lineage: Eukaryota; Metazoa; Chordata; Aves; Struthioniformes; Struthionidae.